GGUUAAUAUUCACCAACAGCCUCCUCUGCAUCCACUGCUUAAAUACGGACGAGGACAGGGCUCUGUCUCCUCAGCCUCGGUCUCCACUGCCAGCCCAGGAAACAGCGAAUUGACAAUGCCGUCCUCUAUCCAAUGGGGCCUCCUGCUACUGGCAGGCCUGUGCUGCCUGGUCCCUGGCUUCUUGGCUGAGGACUCCCACGGAGACGCUGCCCAGGAGACAGACGCUUCCGGCAAUGAACACGAUCACUUAAGCUGCCACAGGAUCGCUCCGCACCUGUCCAACUUCGCCCUGCGCCUGUACCAGGAGGUGGCCCAGAAGUCCAACACCACCAACAUCUUCUUCUCCCCAGUGGGCAUCGCGACGGCCUUUGCCAUGCUCUCCCUGGGGACCAAGGCAGACACUCACACCCAGAUCCUAGAGGGCCUGGAUUUCAACCUCACAGAGAAAGCCGAGGCCGAUGUCCACAGAGGCUUCCACAAUCUCCUCGAGACCCUGAACAGGCCCGACAACCAGCUCCAGCUGACCACCGGCAACGGCCUGUUCAUCAACAACAGUAUGAAGCUCGUGGAUAAGUUCAUGGAGGACGCCAAGAAGCUGUACCACUCAGAAGCCUUCUCCGUCAACUUCAAGGACACCGAAAGUGCCAAAGAACAGAUCAACAAGUAUGUGGAGAAGGGAACCCAAGGAAAGAUCGUGGAUUUGGUCAAAGAGCUGAACGAAGAUGCGGUGCUUGCUCUGGUGAAUUACAUUUUCUUUAAAGGCAAAUGGCAGAAACCCUUCGAUGCUGAGCAUACCACCGAGGGGGACUUCCACGUGGAUGAGGCCACCACAGUGAAGGUGCCCAUGAUGAAGCGCCUGGGCAUGUUCGAAAUUCAGCACUGCGACACGCUGUCCAGCUGGGUGCUGCUGAUGGACUACGUGGGCAACGCCACCGCCUUCUUCAUCAUGCCGGACGAGGGCAAGAUGCAGCACAUGGAGCGUGUGAUGAACAAGCAGAUCCUCUCCAAGUUCCUGGAAAAUAGACACACCAGGUCAGCCAAUCUGCAGUUCCCCAAGUUCACCAUUUCUGGAACCUACGAUCUGAAGGAAGUCCUGAGUGACAUGGGCAUCACCAAGGUCUUUGGCAGCGAGGCUGACCUCUCAGGGAUCACAGAGGAUGCACCCCUGAAGCUCUCCAAGGCCGUGCACAGGGCGGUGCUGACCAUCGAUGAGAAAGGCACCGAAGCUGCGGGAGCCACAGUGCUGGAGGCCAUUCCCAUGUCUAUACCGCCCGAAGUGUCAUUCAACAAACCCUUCGUUAUCAUUAUUUAUGACCAUGUCACCCACAGUCCCCUCUUUAUGGGAAAAGUGGUGAACCCCACACUGAAGUAACUGCCUCCCAGGCCUCAGACCUCCCCUCCAGCGCCUCCCCCUCUGUCCAUCACAUUAAAGAAGGGCUGCCCUGGGCCUGAGCUGCAAACCCUCA
Molecule: messenger RNA, 1466 nt
Organism: Tupaia belangeri chinensis (Chinese tree shrew)
Lineage: Eukaryota; Metazoa; Chordata; Mammalia; Scandentia; Tupaiidae
Gene: SERPINA1
Product: serpin family A member 1
Exons: 5
Coding region: 116-1372 (418 amino acids)
Molecular function (GO): serine-type endopeptidase inhibitor activity
Source: RefSeq, a predicted model, not a curated record